This is a messenger RNA of Danio rerio (zebrafish), 2024 nucleotides long. RefSeq names its product calcium binding and coiled-coil domain 2 (gene calcoco2). NCBI's taxonomy places the organism in Eukaryota, Metazoa, Chordata, Actinopteri, Cypriniformes, Danionidae. The record is from RefSeq and is marked validated.
AUUUAUAGAAACAGUCGUGUUUCUGACAGCCUGUCGAACAGGACUGCGGCCGAAGGAGGUUCAGGUGACAGCUCCCCUCCAUAAACCCCGCCAUGAGCGACAGAACGGAGGAAGAAUCGAUUGUUAUAAUGGAGACCUCGUCAUUCUCCCAGGUAGUUUUUAACGAUGUUCCUCCGUCAUACCCGCCGAACACUGCCGUGACCUGCCGGUUCACGACCGGAGACCUGCAGCCCAAUCCGAGGGACUGGAUCGGUAUCUACAAGGUUGGUUGGAAUUCAGCACAACAAUAUUAUAACUAUGUUUGGGUGGAAGCCCCUCACCUGGACCAAGCUAAACCUGAACAAGUGAUUUUCAAAGAGAGCUACCUGCCCAAGGAUGAUGGGGAGUUUUACCAGUUCUGCUAUGUUGACAGCAGUGGGCAUGUCAAAGGAGCCAGCACUCCAUUCUGCUUUCAAAACCAAGAAACAAGUCUGGACUGCAGUCUGGAAAAGGACCUGCUGGUUAUAACAACGCAGGAACAGACAGAGAUAAUGGAGAAAGAGAAAGAAGACUUCCUGAAAGAGAUUGAGUCCUUGAAAGAAACAAAUACAAUCCUGAGAAAUGAGUUGGAUGAAAGACUGCAUGAGAUGAGCCGACUCAGGAGCACCUUGGAGGAUUUGAAGUCAAAGGAUAAACCUGAAACACCACUGCCAGAUGAACAGAGUUAUAAUGCCAUAGAGGAGUCACUGACUCCUCUUCAAGAAAAGUAUGAGAAAGCUGUUCAAAAGAUCUUUGUGCUGAAGCAAGAGAGAACUGAGUUACAGCAACAGAUUGAACUCCAGGACACUGAAAUCCUUCGACUGAGUACCUUGUUGAAAGAAAUGGAACAAAAUUACAGCAAAGUACAGGACCAGGCCAAGCUGUUACAGCUGGACGUGCAAAGCAGCAGAAAAGACAAUGAGAAGCUGCAGAUGGAAAUCCAGGAGCUCAGGAAAGACUGCAGGGCUGAAAACAAAGCGCUACAAACAUCCAUGUUAGAGCAAAGAGCCCAAGAAAACGACAAAGUACAGAUCCAGGCCCUGCUCACUCAGCUGACCGAGGCCAGAGGGCUGCUCCGAACAGAAGUUCAGACCUGUAAAGAAGCCUGCAGACGUGCAGAAGGAGCAGAGCAGGAACUGAGGGAACUGAAGAAGAAGCAGGAGGAGAUGAGCCAGAAACAGGCUGAGGACGAGGAAACCAGUCAAAUCCAGACCCAACUUCAGCAGGCGCAAAACAAAGUCUACGAAUUGGCAGAGACAUCGAGAUUGGAGCGAGAGGAGCUCGUGGAAAAGAAUGAGGAGUUGCAGGAUGAAGUAAAUAAGCUUCGUCGGGCAUUAUUCGACUACCAGGUUGCAUCUGUUGCUGCAAUGUCUGAUCAGAUUUCUAGUCCUCAACCUCAAAGCCCACCGGCCUCCACUGAAUACACAUCUACAGACCCUCAUUACUACGAGGAAAUUGAUGAACUGACAGCAAAUCCUGCACAGACAGACAAACAGGCUAGGGUGUGCCAGCACUGUCGGGAGAGUUUUCCUGGGAUCAGCGAGGAUGAACUGGCACAACACGAACAGUGUCACAAAGUGUGCCCGUUCUGCACUCUGAUCUGUGAUGACUGGCAACAGCAGGAGUUUGAAGAUCAUGUCUACAGUCAUGCGGAUUAGCUUACUCUGUUUCUGACAUUAGGGGUGUGCGAUGUUCAUUGGUCUGAUGUUAUUUAGGAGAUUAUUCACUUUAUAACAAACGAAGUUACAUUUUGAGAGUCUAAAAGCAUUCGCUGAUGCAUUUUAUUAGAUUGCAACUAGAAUGAGCAUCCUUUUUGAAAACAAAAGAUAUCCAGGUUUAAGUUUCUUUUUAAUUCAUAUCACUUUUCAAAUAAUGUCACAAAAGCAAGAGUGAAAAUACUGAUGAUGAGACGCAGUAAAAACAAACAAACAGCCGUUUUCAAGAGGGUUGCCAGGAUUUCACAACAAAUCUAUCCCAUAACUAGCUCCAUGAUUAAAAAAAAAAAA